AUGACGAUCCCACAGCCAGAGGAUAUCCAAAGCCACCGGACGCGGAACGGCGGGGCAGGGGCUGCCCUACUCGCGACAGACGAGUGUACAGGCUGCGCCUUUACGAUCGAUCUGAGCUGUCCGCACCACUUUGAGAAGCGUUCGGGCUACUACCAUCGCCUGGCGGACUGCCUGCUGCCGAGCUACGGGUUGCUGGACAUGGCGAGGAAGGCAAAGGGGACUGUCUGCAUCCUGACCUACUCCCUCCGACCCAACAUGAUGCCAUUUCUCGAGGCCUUGAUCCCAGACAUGCUGGAAAAAGGUGCUCGUUUCAUCGACUACGCGAAGCCUUGCGCGGACUCCUUGAUAGCGCACGCGGUGGACCCGAAUGUGACCGAUCAGGUCGAGAAGUAUUACAUGAACGAGUUUCCUAGACUCAAGAACAUCACGGGUCGAUACCCGAUCGAUUGGGCGGCAAAUGUGCGCGCGAUGCAUCGCGAUGUCGCCAAGGUCGUGCCUUCGCCCGACAAAGCUCAGCUUGUCUUGUUGGAUCGCCAGAAUUCUGCAUCUCGCGUCAUGUAUCCGCCGGCGCAUACGGCCUUGAAGAACAUUCUGAAGGACAUCGCGGGCGCUGAGAAAACUGUCACGGACACCCUGAGAAUAUUUACGAACGCCGUGGGCACCAUCGGUUAUCAUGGGGCGGCUUUCGUCAAUUCCCUCUUUACCACGGUACCGAGCUGCGUAAUGGAAUUCACCACGUAUUUGAAUGAUGCGAGUACGAAGGAGUGGCGAACUAAUCAGGCCCUCGCGAUCGAGAACAGGUUCCUGUCCUGGCACAAACUUCACAUCAACCUCAGCACCCUACUGACCGUGAACGGCCUGAAGGCGCCGUGGUUCCAGGACAAGAGGCGGGACAAGUGGAUCAAGCACUUCCACUUCGUGAACCUCCUGGACUCCGAUCUGGCGGCUCUGGAUGGGGACCUCAGGGCGUGCCUGAAGGACCUGCUGGAGGCCCGCAGGUGGUACGAGCGGUCCGCCGACCAGGGCAACCCGGACGGUCAGUACAACUUGGCCUUGGUUUUCGCGCAGGGCUUGGGAGGCUGCCACAAGGACGCCGCUCGCGCCCGGGAGCUCUGCGAGCAGGCCGCCGCUCAGGGCCAGCGGCAGGCGGAGGCCCUGCUGCGGUCGUUGCAGGCGCACGGCGCCGAGGCGGCCGCGACGGACGGCCGCGGCGCCCCGGGCGACGGGGACGACGCCGCCGGGGCCGCGCGCGGCCCGGGAGGCCUUGCGAGGCCAGAGCCAGACGCCCCUGGCGGCGCUGCGUGCGGCGGCGCGGAGGGGGCCCCGCGGGCGGUGCGGUUCGGCGCGGAGGAGCCCCUCGAGGUGGGCGCAGGCCGCGGCCGCUGGCGCGGCACCGAAGCGCAGGCGCUCUUCCCCAAGCCCGGCGGGGCCGGCGGCGGCCUCCGCAGGCUCCGCCGCCUCCGGGGCCUCGCCGCCGAGGCCGAGGUCGCGGGCAUUCUCCGCGAAGCCCAGACCUCGCUGCCGUUCGGCACCGACGGCGAUGCCGUGGACGGCUGGCCGACGUACGAGUGCUGCGUGGUGCAGGCUGGCCAGUACGUGCACGCAGUGUUGGAGCCGAUACUCCGUCCCAUCAUCGAGGACCGCUUGCUGCCCUACGUCAGGGAGCGGUUCGGCGCACCCAACGCAGCGGUGUGCACAGUCUUGGUGCGGCGGUACCUCCCGGACGAGCGGCGCUCGCGCCCAGCGCGCGCCGAGAGCCGCUUCUUCUGCUCCGCCGAGCUGGGCCUGAACGUCGGCGAGUUCACGGGAGGCCUCUACGUGCAGCCGCGCCCGGGCGCGGAGGGGCGGGAGUUCGUGGAGCUCGGCCGGGGCGACUUGGCAGUGCUCGGCGCGAAGAAACCUCGGCGGCGCGAUCGAGAUGGGCACGGAGAGGAUGGGGAUUGAGGUAACUACGUGUUCGGUCGUUUUCGUCGGUUCCUGGAGGUUGUCCGCCUUCGGAGUGCGCUCCAGCAGCUGCGCCUCGCCAAGAGCGUUCCAGGUUGUCCCAGUCGUUCCGAAUGGCAGCGGGAGACCCGAGGUAUGACCCGCACGCCGACUGACCCUCGGCCAGAGUGACCUUCUGGUGCGCGGCUUUCGGGGAACGGGGGGAGGCAAUCUUUAGCGUCGGACGGAAAAAACGAGGACGAAGACCGAC
Molecule: messenger RNA, 2194 nt
Organism: Prorocentrum cordatum
Lineage: Eukaryota; Dinophyceae; Prorocentrales; Prorocentraceae
Source: the annotation of a GenBank genome assembly